This is a messenger RNA of Cryptomeria japonica (Japanese cedar), 2488 nucleotides long. Its product is annotated as disease resistance protein RUN1-like. Lineage: Eukaryota; Viridiplantae; Streptophyta; Pinopsida; Cupressales; Cupressaceae. The transcript has 3 exons. Bases 202 to 2058 code for a protein of 618 amino acids. The record is from RefSeq and is a predicted model, not a curated record.
UGUUGUAGAUUUCACAACCUUGGAUAAAAUUCUUAAGUGAAAUGCAAUAUUAAAAUCCGGUGUAUAUUGUUGAAGUUUCUGUGACACUUCAUUUAAGUUACGGGUUUUAUCUUCCAAAACCAACACGUUUCGUUUGUAUACGUCCUGCUGAUCCUCACAUUACAUUUAUUUUAUGCUCUUCGUUUUCGCAUUCAGGGAGGAAUGUCUAUUAGAGGGAUAGAUGCUGCUCGAUUUGAAUAUACUGACGAGCCAUUGCGUCAGAGAAACGCCUGCUUUGAGCUCAUAGGAUCCCUUUCAAACAGAUGUUUUGGGAUCCCUCCACCUUCCUCGCUCGGAUUAAAAUUUUUUUCUGGCAGAGAAGAACAGUUUAUCAAAUAUUUUGGCACACCAUUGGAGGGCCCUGUCUGCCUUAGUUUGGAUGAGUUCAAGGGGAGAAAAAUUCAGUCAUGGUCACUCAGAAAUUUAAGAAUUUUGGAGCUCAUCAAAGCUCAUUGCUUAGUACAAUUAUGGGAUAAUUCAGAUCCUCCUUUGCAGUUAAGAGAACUGUGUAUCGACGAGGCCCGUAAAUUACAAAGGAUUCCAAACUCAAUAGGACGUCUACAGGGAUUGAAAUGCAUAAAUAUCUCUUAUUGUGAAUCACUGGAGGAUCUCCCUGAAGAGUUUUGCAAUCUCCAAUCACUCGAGUGGCUGAAAUUAUCUCAUUGUUCAAGGCUGUCUUCACUGCCUAGCCGUUUGGGGGAUCUGAUAAACCUGCGGUAUCUAGAUUUGGAGGAGUUCAAGAAGCUGCAGACAUUGCCAGAUUCUUUUAAGCAGCUGAGACACCUUCAACAUCUCAAUUUACAUGGUUGUGAGGAACUCACCUUGAGAUCCGACAUGCUGGAAAGCAUAGGUAACCUGGAGUAUUUGAACUUUGAGGGAUGUUGGAAGGUGGAACAAUUGCCAAAUCAAAUCACAAAUCAAGUGUGUUUGAGAGAGCUCAAAGCUACGUACACAAGCAUAAGGGGGCUUCCGAGUGACAUUGGCGAACUCAGAAAAUUGGAAGUGCUGGAGAUAGGAAGUCGGUUCUUGGCCAUCUUGCCGUACUCUCUUGGAAAUCUGUCUAGUUUGACUCGACUAGAACUCAGGAAUUGUGAAAUGUUGAAUUGUUUACCGGACUUUUCGGGGCCUCUAAAUAUGCUCAAGAGGAUAUCAAUAGAGUAUACGAGUGUGUCAACAAUAUCAAUAAGUGGAGACAGCUGUCCCAGCCUUGAACAUAUCGUCCUUGACAAUAAUGAUCAUCUAGUGGAUAUCCAAAGCCUGCCAACGUCAGUGCGGAGUCUAGAGGUAUCUGACUGUAAAACGCUGAAAAAGGCAACGGGACUUGGCGGCCUAGCAAAUCUUCAAUUCCUUUCCAUAGUGAGGUGUCCGGAGUUAAAUGAGCUCCCAAGUUUUGCAGAAUUACAUUCCCUCAAAUUUAUCUGGAUAAGAGAUUGCGACGAAAUAGUGGAAAUCGAAGGGCUAGAGAAUUCGAGAACAUUGGAGACAUUGGAGGUGCAUACAUCACGGAUGUCCCCAGCUAUACAAAGUUUGGAGGGGUUGGAGAAAUUGAAGAGAUUUGUGAUGGUAGCAGAGAACAGAUCAGCUCUUCGACCCUGCAUUCAAACUAUAAAGAAAUGGCCAGGCGAGAUGGUGAUAUGUGGAAGGGCAGUGAGUGGUGCAGAGUCAGCGUUGGAUUCUCUUUCCUUUCCCACCCUUUCCAUUGUUGGUGGUGAUAUGUGGAAGGUAGAAUGUAGGAAGAUGCAUGCUUCUGAUGCGGCCGUCGUUUGUUUCCUUGUAAAUUCAAUUACAGAUUGUUAUUUCCAUCUCUAUUUUAGUUAUUUUAGUGGUUGGACAAGUAUGCGAUUGAAGGAGGGGAAAUGGGUGUUAGUAGGUGUGUUGAGACAAGGUUGUGAGGAUAUUGUAAGUGCGACAGCUGAAAUAUGGGAUGAAGAAGGUGAGGUAGAGAGAGGAAUAUUGUUGGUGGGAGAAGAAGGGAGAGUGCUAGAGGCAUUUAAUCGGUUCUGGACAUUAUUCAUCUAAUCUGGUUAUCCUUAAAUUUUCAUCGGACUGUGGGGGCCUGGCUUAGGUGUGCUUAGGUGGGCCCAGCUAUAACCCUUCCCACCUCCGUUCACCGUUAACGGUGGCCGUUUGGUGGAAGCGCGCAAAUUGAAAUUUUAAAUCUGCUUCUACUUCCCGCCCAUGCGCGCAUGACUUAGAAUUACAGCACUCCAAUAGGAUAUUGGAGUUUUGUUAGAUGGUGCUCUCCCUUUUCGCCUUUCAUCCCCCUUAUCGUGCAGCAGGUUCGCUAGUUCGUUGCUCUCAUCCAUAACAUGCCUUUCAAUGGAGAAAGAAUAACAAACUGUCGAGUGGGUCAGGCAUAUUCAAGCAGAGAAGUGUGCUCUGGUAGACAUGUAUGCAAAAUGUGGAAGCCUUGACAAGGGAUGCGAAUUAUUUGGCAGAAAUCUUCAAA